AUGGAUAGUAAUUCAACAUCUGAUGUUAAACUUGAUCAAGAUACGACGAGAAAUCGUUCAUUUUCGGAAUCAUUUCAUAAUUUCGCACAAGCUGUUCAUCAUAAAGUUUGGGGUGAUACUAAAUGGGCCCAAUCAUUUCACGAUAAAGUUUGGGGUUCGAACGACAAUGAACAUGGUAAAAGUGAAUCUGACCUAAAUAAAAAUUAA
Adineta steineri is the source of this 207-nucleotide messenger RNA. Lineage: Eukaryota; Metazoa; Rotifera; Eurotatoria; Adinetida; Adinetidae. The record is from the annotation of a GenBank genome assembly.